AGCCAGCCAGCUAGCGUUUGUUUGUGUGGCUGUAUCUUGGGUUCGCUGGUUUGUUGUUCAUUUGGUUGGCGAUGGUUUGACGAUCAGUUUUACGUAAAAAUUUCACUGAAACGGUUUGCUUUCGUCAAGACAACGGAUCGACAGAAGAUAUUUGUGGAAGAAUAAAAAUAAAUAAAUAAAAAAACGACAGUUUGUGUUUUUUUUUUUUCUCUCAGUUUCUUUUGCUGUUCAUUAUAUUUUUGUUCGAGGAACGUAUCUCCAAUAAAUUUUCAAUUGCUGUGGAAUUUUUGUUAGUUUGGUGUUAUUUUGUGAAACGCAAAGAAAAAGAAGAAGAAACAACCAACAUCACGCAACGAAAUUCCAAAAUAAACUAUAAAUAAUCAAUAAACUUUGAAAUUAAAAUUAACAACAAAAGCAAAAACAAUUGGAGCAAAAUACAAAAACAACAAAAAAAACAAACGUUGAGAAGAGAAAACAAUUGAAAAAUCUUGCGAUUCCAUUUUUAAGCCGGAAAUUUUUUCUCAACCGCAUUUGUAACACAAUUUGUUGUUGCGCCUAUCUAUCACCCACAAGCCAGACCAACUCAAAAACAGCAUCAUGUCCCAUCAAUGCAGUUGCGGUCGCGAUCUUAACAACAACUAUGUGGGCUAUACCAGUGCCUAUGCCAACGCCAACACUGGCCUGGAUAGGGAUGCAAAUUCCAGCACCAAAUCAUCGUCGGGAGCCCAAACCCAGUUCACUGCCAAACUCUUGGUUGGCACAGUGGGCGCCAUCAAGGAGCUGCGAGAAAAAGAGAAAUCACGUCAUUCCAUGGCACGUGCAGCCGAUCGUCGAAAUUAGAAGAAGAAUAAAAAAAACAGCAGCAGCAGGAAGAGAGAACGCCAGACUCCAUUCAAAUCCGGAAAAUGAAAUUGUAAUGAGGUAUUGAAAAGUGAGGAGGAUGAUGGUGGGCGGUCAUGCUGUGUGUAGAGCUUAGAAUUAGAUUCUUGGGUGGGUUCUUUUGUUUAGUUGCGAGCGGAAAAAUUGUGAUUAGAGAAAAUCUAGAGAAGAAGAGAAAUUUCCCCCCCAACAAAAAAGGAAAUUAUUUCUUUUGUAAUAUUUUUUUUAGUUAUUUAGAGUUAAAUAUAUUUUUUUUUUUUUGUUAAUUUUGUAAGCUAAGUCUAACAAACAAAACCAACAACAAAAAACGAGAGUCUAUUUAGUACCGUUUGAGCAUUUUUUCAAAUUCUUGGCUUUCCCUGGGCUUUUUGUAAAAAGGUCUGGCCGGAGGAUUUGAAAAAAAUGCAUAUUUUUUUAGUUUAAUUAAACGAAUUUCUUUUGUUUUCCCCUUAAUCUUUUCCUUAUAGAUACGUUUAUGUAGUUUCCUGCUUUGUUAAGUUAUUUUGUAAUUUAUUUUGUUGUGUAUAUUUUUAUGUUGUAAUUGCAUUUCUCUUUUUUAAUUUUUAAUUUACAUUUUAACUUAUUUUGGAAAUUUCCUUUAAUUUCGUUUUGGGCUUACAAGAAUUUUUUGGCUUCCGUUUCCUCUUGUAAACGUUAAAGAAGCUAUUAAAUCAAAAUUGGUAUGUGGGUAGUAAAACUUUAGUAGAAUGUAAAGAAAAAAA
Molecule: messenger RNA, 1601 nt
Organism: Musca domestica (house fly)
Lineage: Eukaryota; Metazoa; Arthropoda; Insecta; Diptera; Muscidae
Exons: 1
Coding region: 598-840 (80 amino acids)
Source: RefSeq, a predicted model, not a curated record